GGCUUCCGGCGGCGUGACCUGGGCGCGCUGGGCUGGCGGGUUGCCGCAUCAGGAAGGGUCUGCGCUGGCUACCGGGACCGUAUUAGGAAUCUUGGAAGCACUGCCAACAUGUCUGAUGUUCAAGAAGCCACUAACCAACUUCUGGAUGUGAACCUUCAUGGGAACCAGAGGUCUAUACAAGUGACAGAAAGUGGUCCCAGAAGUGAGUCUGAGCACCUCCAAGUCACUAUUGGAGCCACUGUACCUACCGGUUUUGAGCAAACAGCUGCAGAUGAAGUGAGAGAGAAAUUGGGGUCAUCGUGCAAAAUCAGCAAAGACCGGGGCAAGAUAUAUUUUGACAUUUCAGUGGAAAGUCUGGCUCAGGUUCAUUGUCUGAGAUCAGUUGAUAACUUAUUUGUGGUUGUUAAGGAGUUUAAAGAUUACCAGUUCAAAGAAACAAAGGAAGAAGUUUUAAAGGAUUUUGAAGAGUUGGCUGGGAAGCUUCCAUGGUCAGAACCUUUAAAAGUAUGGAAUGUUAACACCAGUUUCAAGAAAAAAAAAACAAAGCGCAAAAAGAUAAAUCAGAAUUCAAGUAAAGAGAAGAUUGAUAAUGGACAAGGAGAUAAAGCAGAAGAGAGGGAUGAUAAAAAAGGAUUCACCAACAAAACCUUAGAUUCCCGUAUCUUAGACUAUUACGAAAAUCCAGCCAUUAAAGAAGAGAUAUCAACAUUAGUAGAGGAUGAUUUGGCAUCUUGCAAAGAUGAGACUGAUGAAGGCUCAAAAGAAGAAACUCCUGAGGUGCUGAAGUUUAGAGUCACGUGCAACAGGGCAGGAGAAAAACACUGCUUUUCCUCAAAUGAGGCUGCAAGAGAUUUUGGGGGUGGUGUUCAAGAUUAUUUUAAGUGGAAGGCUGACAUGACCAACUUUGAUGUGGAGGUUCUUUUGAACAUCCAUGAUAAUGAAAUUGUUGUGGGCAUUGCAUUGACAGAAGAGAGUCUCCAUCGAAGAAAUAUCACACAUUUUGGACCUACAACUCUGAGAUCUACUCUUGCCUACGGGAUGCUCAGGCUCUGUGCUCCUCAACCUACUGAUAUAAUAGUUGAUCCGAUGUGUGGAACAGGGGCAAUCCCAAUAGAGGGGGCUACUGAAUGGUCUAACUGUUAUCAUAUUGCUGGUGAUAAUAAUCCGUUGGCUGUGAAUAGAGCAGCAAAUAACAUCUCAUCUUUAUUGACCAAGAGCCAAAUUAAAGAAGGCAAAGUGUCCUGGGGCUUGCCCAUAGAUGCUGUUCAGUGGGAUAUCUGCAAUCUGCCAUUGAGAACUGGUUCUGUGGACAUUAUUGUAACAGACAUGCCAUUUGGAAAAAGGAUGGGCUCCAAAAAGAGAAACUGGAACCUUUAUCCAGCUUGCCUACGGGAGAUGAGCCGCGUCUGUAGACCAGGGACAGGCCGAGCUGUGCUACUUACUCAGGACAAGAAAUGCUUUACCAAGGCAUUAUCCGGAAUGGGACAUGUUUGGCGGAAGGUGCAUACUGUCUGGGUGAACAUAGGGGGUCUUCAUGCAGCAGUUUAUCUUCUGAAACGUACACCUCAAGCUUUUGUUCAUCCUGUAGAACAACAUGGGGAAAGAACUCCUUGGUGAUGCAAAGAAUAGAGAUGGUUCAUGGUAUUUGUGCCUCUUGACACUGGGAAUGUCAGCAUGUAGUAUUUGGUUUGAGAGAAAAAUAGCGUUAAUAAAAUUGCAGAUUAAAUUGGUCGAAAGCUCUUCACCUUCAUUAGCAAAAGGAAUUGAAAGUCUUAAGCAGAGCUUUGGAGCUUUUUUGAAGGAGUAGCUAGGCAAUUACUACUGAAAAUGCUUUCAAGAUCCAAAGGCUACUGGGGCGCCUGGGUGGCUCAGUCGGUUGAGCGUCCGACUUCGGCUCAGGUCACAAUCUCGCGGUUCGUGAGUUCGAGCCCUGCAUUGGGCUCUGGGCUGAUGGCUUGGAGCCUGGAGCCUGCUUCCGAUUCUGUGUCUCCCUCUCUCUCUGCCCCUCCCCCGUUCAUGCUCUGUCUCUCUCUGUCCCAAAAAUAAAUAAAUGUUAAAAAAAAAAAAAAAAGAUCCAAAGGCUACUAAAAUGCUCCGGGAUUUGAGUUUCGAGUAUUUCUUUUCAGGCUUCAUAGCAGUUCCUAUUUUCCAUUGUAGCAGGUAAAAAGCUACCCUGGCUUAAUGGAAAAGAAAAGAACAUAAUCAGAACAUUUUGGGCCCCACUGCAUUGCCUAUGCAGCUUUGCUCUUUAGUUUUUUGAGUUGGCUUUACCUCACCUUUAAAAAAAUGAAGCAUUUACAUUUUGUGAAAUAGUGUUGGCCCCAUGACAAGAUGAAAUCUCACAAGACCAACUGAAAAGUUUACCAUCUGCCUUACAAAUUAAAAUAUGCAUGUUAUUGAAAUCAAUACAUGAAAAUAGAGGACUAGGACUGAUUAAAGGAAUGGCAGAUACUUUACUGUUAGCAGUAUAGGACAUUGCUGUUGUAAACAGCAAAUACACUGAUGAGACCAACAAGCCAAACUUAAUUUUUCUAUCAGCACAGAAAGUCACACAUUAACCUGCCAAAAGUAUUUUUGUUUUUAAAAUGAUUGCAGACACACUGAUGUAUCUUUGAAUUAAAAACUUUAUGAGAAUUCUAUUUUCUCUUGGAUCUGUAUUCAUAUUUA
This is a messenger RNA of Panthera uncia (snow leopard), 2667 nucleotides long. RefSeq names its product THUMP domain containing 3 (gene THUMPD3). The transcript has 10 exons. Gene Ontology annotation, biological process: tRNA methylation. The record is from RefSeq and is a predicted model, not a curated record. Gene Ontology annotation, molecular function: tRNA (guanine) methyltransferase activity; RNA binding. The coding region runs from base 109 to 1617 and encodes 502 amino acids. NCBI's taxonomy places the organism in Eukaryota, Metazoa, Chordata, Mammalia, Carnivora, Felidae.